Messenger RNA from Notothenia coriiceps (black rockcod), 805 nucleotides. Its product is annotated as atrial natriuretic peptide-converting enzyme-like. Gene Ontology annotation, cellular component: plasma membrane. The transcript is spliced from 6 exons. Gene Ontology annotation, molecular function: Wnt-protein binding; Wnt receptor activity. The record is from RefSeq and is a predicted model, not a curated record. The annotation marks the transcript as partial. Lineage: Eukaryota; Metazoa; Chordata; Actinopteri; Perciformes; Nototheniidae. Gene Ontology annotation, biological process: non-canonical Wnt signaling pathway; canonical Wnt signaling pathway.
UCAGUGUGUAACCUGUCUCUGGAGCACCGCUGUGGUGACGGACGCUGUGUGUCCAGAGACUGGCUCUGUGACGGAGACCACGACUGUCUGGACAAGAGCGACGAGGUCAACUGCUCGUGUAAGAGUCAGGGUCUGAUGGAGUGUAGGAACGGAGCUUGCAUCCCGUCGGCGUUUCGAUGUGACGGCGAAGACGACUGUAAGGACGGCAGCGACGAAGAGCACUGCAGCAAAGAGAAUCAGGGUGUGUGUCCUCCCGGUCAGCCCAGCUGUAUUUCCACUUCCUCCUGCGACCCUCGGAACAACAACAACAACAGUAACUGCACGCGAUGCGAGGCCAUUUCCCUGGAGCUUUGCAUGAACCUCCCGUACAACCAAACCAUCUUCCCCAACUUCCUGGGCCACCUCUCCCAGAGGGAGAGCUCUGUUUCCUGGGAGUCGUCUCUGUUUCCCGCCCUGGUUCAGACCGGAUGUCACCCCUUCCUCAUGUUCUACGCCUGCACGCUGCUGGUGCCAAAGUGUGACCCGGUGACUCUGCAGAGGGUCCCACCAUGCAGGUCUCUGUGUCGCGGUGCGAAGGAGAAAUGUGAGUCUGUGCUCGGCAUCGUGGGCCUGCAGUGGCCGGAGGACUCGGACUGCUCUCAGUUUCCUGAGGAAGGAGGAAACGUCAGCUGUUUGCUGCCGGAGGACGGAGUGGACGAGUGUUCUCCGAGUCACUUCAAGUGUCGCUCCGGUCGGUGCGUUCUCUCGUCUAAACGCUGCGAUGGACACCUGGACUGUGAAGACCAAAGCGACGAGGACAACUGCG